GUAGGAAAGGUAAGUAAUGUCAUGAUGUAUAAACACACUUAAUAAUGACAUUGAGAGGAAGUGGGGGGAGAAAAGAGUGGUCAUGUCAAGAUGCAGGUAGGAAAGGUAUGUAAUGUCAUGAUGUAUAAACACACUUAAUAAUGACAUUGAGAGGAAGUGGGGGGGAGAAAAGAGUGGUCAUGUGGGGGGAAAAGCACACUGCGAAUUCUUGCGCGAGGCGUAUGCGCAAACUGCGUACUAUUGUUGCGCCAGGCGUAUGCGGACACUGCGUAUUCUUGCGCGAGGCGUAUGCGCACACU
This is a messenger RNA of Geodia barretti, 299 nucleotides long. NCBI's taxonomy places the organism in Eukaryota, Metazoa, Porifera, Demospongiae, Tetractinellida, Geodiidae. The record is from the annotation of a GenBank genome assembly.